Tetrahymena thermophila SB210 is the source of this 2561-nucleotide messenger RNA. RefSeq lists its product as hypothetical. Lineage: Eukaryota; Ciliophora; Oligohymenophorea; Hymenostomatida; Tetrahymenidae. The record is from RefSeq and is a predicted model, not a curated record. The transcript is spliced from 20 exons.
AAUAGAUCACUUAAAGAUUAAAGAAAGAAGCAAAAUACAUUCAUAAAUAAUAACAAAAUAUACAUCUACUUUGCUUUUAAUUAAUUAAAGUUGUUUAUUAAUUUAUUUAAUAUGGGUAAAUGCUGCAGUAAAUAAAAAUAUAUUCACAUAAAGUAGUAAGUCUCAAAUAACUGCUUUUUAAAAAAUGAAAUUGACAUUAUUUUAAGCUAGUUAAAAUAGUAAAAAAAGUUUUACUAGUUUCUGGACUAUGUUAGCAGCUAAGAAAAAUAUGUUAUAGUUAGUGCAUUCAACAAAUAUACUAAAAGCAAAUUACUAAUCAAAAUUAAUGACGAUUCAUAUAUUAAUAGCAGUGUAAACCUGCUUAAUGAUACUAAGCAAUAAAAUAAUUGUUUGCUAAGUUAAGUGUUUGAAAAAUUUCCUGCAGAAAAUUGCUACUAGCUUUUGAAUAAGAAAAGUAAAUAUGGGUGUUUAGAAUUUAAUGAUAAUAAAACAUUAAGAAAUAUAUGGAUACAAGAAAUUGAUUUAAAGACAAUUUAGCACAAGGAAUAACUUUUUACAGAAACAACAAACUUCAAAGAUCUAUAAAAUUUAAUUGGUUAUCACAAUCUCAUUUAAUACCUAUUUGUAAAUCUAUCAGAGUCCUCCGAUUUAUCUAAAGAAGUAUAUGAAUAAAUUUGCAUCUAUUUAAAUAAAUGUGUGAACACUAAAAUUUUAAACCUAGAUUUAAAAAAAUCAAUUCAUACAGAAGCAAUUCUGAAAUCUAUAUCAAGGAUUUUACCUCAAUUAUAUAAUUUAAACACUUUUACGCUCAGUCUAAUAUAUUACAAUAAAGAUGCCACAUUUAUUUCAAUUGCUUAAUCUUUAUUUAAAAAUGAAACCGUAGAAAAUGUAACUUUAAAUUUAAAAAACUUUAAGUUACCGUACAAAUUAUGUAAAAAAGCAUUUAAAUAAGCUCUCAUAUGUCAAAAUCUGAAAUAGUUACAAUUAAGUUUAGAAUACUCAUACAUUCAAUUCAAGUCUUUAGGCAAUGCUAUUUUUCCAUUUAUUGCUAAUUAGAAAUAUCUUCGUUCUCUAAGUAUCAAUAUUAAAUAAAAUUUACUAUUGGAAUAAACGAGUCAAAAAAUAAUAAAGCUACAUCUUGAUAAUCUAUUGCUACUUGAAAAAUUAACUCUAAAUUUCAAUGAACCAAUACAGUUAAAUUAAUUUAAUUAAUUUGAAGAAUUCAAUAUAGAAACUAAAUUUGCUGGCUAUAUUUAAGAACUAAGGAUUAACUUAAAUUAAAUAAAAAUUAGUAAUACUUCACUAGGAACUUUGUUUUACUAAAUAAGCUAAUAAAAGUUAUUAAAAAAGUUUUCAUAUAAUUCGUUAAAUAAUAGCAAAAAUAGUUUUGAGUAACUGCAUGAGCUAUUGACUUGUGUCACAGAAUGUUAAAAUUUGAUUUAAUUAGAAAUAAAAUACAAAUUGCCAAGUAUUCAAGAAGAUUAAGUUUUACUAGUUGCUUAAUAAUUGUCGAAUCUCACAAAUCUUGAAUAACUAUUUAUAGAUUUCGAUAAAUACUUUUUAUUAGAUGAAAUAAAAGUGUUCAAGUAAACUAUUCACAUGAUUUCUAAGCUAGAAAAACUCGUUGAUUUAAAUUUUGGGAUAUUUUUCCUUUUUUCUACCGAGGAUUAGCUGAUAUAAGCAUUAUAUUCUCUCUAAAACUUCAGAUCACUGAAAAAUCUAUCUCUAAGCUUUCAAUUAUAGCAAGAACUAAGCGUUAAUGAUUUAUAUAUAGCAGGAGUAUCUUAAUGGUUGCAUUUAGAGACUUUGAAUCUAUGUUUAAAUGAAUAAUAGUAAACUAAAAAACUAUAUACCAAACUCUUAGUCGAUUAACUAUCUGAAUGUUUGACUCUUAAAAAUUUAACUUUAAAUAUAACAUCUGAUUCAUUUUCAGAAAGAUAGUGCUAAAUUCUAGGACAAGAAAUAUCUAAAUGUGUAAACUUACAACAGCUAAAAAUAUAUGGAGCCUUUGAUUCAUAUAUGAGUAGCCUCUUUUUAUCUGAGCUAGUGAUGUCAUAAAAUUUAUAAGUUUUAGCUUUGUAAUUUAGAAUGGAAGUUUAAAGAAUAGAUCAAGCUAUUGAUAUUGGAAGAUACUUAAUUUAAUUUUAAAAUUUAAAGAAUCUCACCCUUGAAUUUUUUAAUAACAGAAUGAGUACUUAAUUUGCUUCUACACUAGCAUACUAUAUUUCUAAGUGCAAUAACUUACUUAUUUUUAGCUUUCCAUAAAAGUAAAUAUUAUAGCAUUUUCACAUCAUUUAAAUACUUAGGAAAAAAAUUUUUAAAACAAAACGUAUAACUUUAAUCAAUUGCUUUAAUCUAAACAAAGGUUAUUUAGAAUGAAAAUAACUUUAAAAAAACUCUUCUUUAUUAAUAUUAUAUCUACCAAUCUAAUAAUGAAUAUGCUUAUAAAAAUUGUUUUAAUACAGUGCAAAUAAUUAAUCAAAUAAAGUAAUUUAAAAAAAAUUAAAUUUUAUCUCUUUAUAUUAUUGUAUUUAUAUACCAAACAUUUAACUUUAAUGACU